This is a messenger RNA of Lasiosphaeria miniovina, 876 nucleotides long. RefSeq lists its product as uncharacterized. Lineage: Eukaryota; Fungi; Ascomycota; Sordariomycetes; Sordariales; Lasiosphaeriaceae. The transcript is spliced from 3 exons. The annotation marks the transcript as partial. The record is from RefSeq and is a predicted model, not a curated record.
UUUCCACCGCCGGCCCAUCCCAAUGACCACGGCAUCGGGCCCUUGGUGAUGGGCAUGACGUGGACCUUCACCAUAAUUGCCACGGUGGCCAUCUCCUUGAGGCUCUACCUGUGCAAGAAGGGCACGAAAGCCACGGGAUUGGACGACUGGCUAAUGCUGGCCGCGGUUGUCUUUCAGCUUGUGUUCCAGAGCCUCAUAUCGACUUCGUACCACUUCGGCAUGGGGAAACACGACGCUGAUAUUGAGAUGCCCGGUCCAUUUGUCAACGUGCUCAAGUUCUGCUGGCUCGGCCUCGUCUUCGGCAUGGCUGUCUCCAUCACAGCCCGCAUCUCCAUUGCCCUGCUUCUCGUCCGCUUGUUUGGCGGCGUCCACAAGUGGUUCAAGUGGUUCACCAUCGUCCUCACGACGACUCAGACAAUCGUAGGGACAGCCAUCAUCCCUAUCCAUCUGCUCCAAGUCCAACCUACCGAGGGUCUUUGGGACGUGUUCCGCCCCGGAGUCACCAGAUGGGACCCGAGGAUUGUCAUCUACCUCGAGUAUUUCCUGCAAGCCCUCUACACGCUCUCGGACUUGGCCUAUGUCUUGUUGCCAGUCAUGAUCGUCUGGAGCCUACACAUGGCGUUGCACCGCAAGGUCGGUCUCAUCGUCAUGCUCGGCAUGUCGCUGUUCACGGUGGCCCUGUCCAUCCUCAAGGCCGUCUGGAUCGGCAGGCAGCCCACCGUAGACGCGCAGUACAGCGCUAGCUUGGCCGUCAUGUGGGCCGGACUGGAACAGGCCUUCGUUAUCAUCAUGGGCUGCGUGCCGCCCCUGCGCGGAAUACUCAAAGACAUCCCGGGGCUCGCCGCCGUCACCGCCUCCCUGUACCGCUUCGUGCGC